Molecule: messenger RNA, 23298 nt
Organism: Maniola jurtina (meadow brown)
Lineage: Eukaryota; Metazoa; Arthropoda; Insecta; Lepidoptera; Nymphalidae
Exons: 16
Coding region: 52-19998 (6648 amino acids)
Source: RefSeq, a predicted model, not a curated record
AUUACGAAAACACAAGCGCAUAAAUGUCUCUCCGGGAUAAUUUCUUGAGAAAUGACUUCCACAAAUGAUGGAAAAGACGUGAAAAGUAAUCAAACAAGUGGCCAAAAAGGCAAGACAUAUUAUAUUGAACUUUACAAGUCAUUGGAGGCGCGGCUGAGCGGCGAGUGCGCGAGCGGGGAGCGCGCCCAGCACGUGUGCGAGGCGUGGCGCCGCGUGCACUGCCUGUGCCUGCACUCCGCGCCCUCCACUCACCCUCACCUGCUGUCCUGGCUGCAGCGACAUACCUCGCAUACUAUACUACAGACUGAAUGGCAGUCACCUAAGAGUACAGAACAGCACACAUGGCUUCAAGAUGCAAUCAACGAAUUCAUCAAGGAGUGUCAAGAGGCUAUCUCCAGGAGGGAAGGAGUUGCCCAAGCGUGGGAGACCCAGCUGCUUCAGCGGGCAUGCUGGUUCCUCUCUGUGCUGCCGAACCCCUGGGGCCACCCUGUGUUGAAGGCUUUGCUGGACUCGCGAGGGCCGCAGCCGCAUGACAGGGAGGUGCUAGAAUGGCUGAAGGAGGAGCGGGGUGUGAUGUUCGUGACGCGGUUGCGGCAGCUUGCGGCGUCCAAGUGCGACGACCUGGCGCUGCUGCUGGCCUCCGCCGUCAUGGACCGCGCGCGUCACACCAACCGCAUCGUAGCAGAUGCGGACCAGGCGGAGGAAACACCCCAAGCAGAUAAACCAGAAGUGCCCAACAAUGAGCUGACCUUCUUCAACAUACUCCGCAAGGAGGCUGGCUUCACAACAGACAUAUGGGAGCUUCUCACAGACAUUGAAUUUGUGUUACUUUACAAGGGCGAGUCGCGUGCGCGUUGCAUUGAUCUGGCCAAGCAAACACCGCUGCGCAAUGGGUACAAACUCGUCGAACGACUGCACAACCGACUCGAAAAUUCGCCCCAAGAGAAAAAACUGUGGAAAAACGCCAAAGACGUGGCCACACUUGUAGCACAGGUGGUGAUAGCCCGAUGUAUGGUAGUACCCAACUGCAUUGGCGUGGCCCGCGCGGCGCUAUACGGCUGCGUUUAUUCGCUGGUACAGUUGUUGCCUGCGGAAAAACUGCCCACCGCAGCCGCAGCGCUCGCCGCACCCGCCGCUACGUCGCGGCAUCUGCAUACACUGGCUGCCGCUGUGCACGCGCUGUGUAAAGAUGAGCGCAAGCCAUUCGUAUGCUCUCUGUACGUCCGCGCGAUCACUGCCGGCAUGAACGAAUUGGAAAAACUCAAAUUGGAGACUGAAAAGGCAUCGGAAGCACGUGGAAUAGAGCAAACACUGGCGUCGUGGUUCAUUCAACUCGGCACCUUACUAUCCGCCAGUUCGCGACUGAGCUGCGAAUGCACCUUGACCGCUUUCUCAGUCCACCCCUCGCCCACCAUGUACGAACGAGUCAAGAGGGCGCCACCAUUGGCACCUCUUAUCAUGCCAGACGUCCAAGAACAGGAUAUGGAGACAAAUACAGAGUAUGGAAGCUGGGCCACUGACAGCCGAACACAGACCAACUUAGUCAAAACCUCCGAAACCUUGAAGCUCAAGCAAACUCAGAAACAAGCCAAUGUCCUGUCCACCGCCAUCUUUGCCGAGGGCGAAGGCCUAGGGCUCGAAGCGGACCUGUGCCAAGAUUUAGCUGUACUACUCUCUGGGCCACGGGUCAAGACUCUGUACUGGGAUAUGGAUAGGGAAACACUCCUAGAAAACUGCCGGACGUACAUGGAACGGACACACGGAGGCACCCGCGCCCUCACCACCGAGCUGAAAUACCUCAAUUUGGACCCCAACUCCUUCCGGCACCUACCUGAGGAAGAAGAUGAAGACGAGAAUGACAUCUAUUACGGAAUCGAGAAAGGCUAUGAACACUUGGUGGAAUUUGAAGAACCAGCACCAGAAGAUAUAAUUUGUGACAAUAUAAUGUCAUAUUAUUCAGAUACCACUGAAACAGCCUCUUGCGAUUCGGAGCACUCCAUAAUUAUAACGAAAAGGAAGAAAAAGAAAAACAAAAGGCCACAAACACCCACUGAGGAGGAAGUCGAUCCUCUAAGUCUUGUUUCUGAUACAUUAAGUGAUAAAAAAGAGAGACCACAUAGUAAGGAGAGAAGUAAACAUAAAAAUAAAGAAAGUAGGAAAACCAAGUUAAAAAUAGACCAUAAUAUAAAGGAUCAUGACGAACAAAUUGGGAUCUCUGACAUAAUUACAAAAGAGAUACAAAAAAAAGCUAAGAAAAAAGAACAGAGGGAGCGUAAAAAGAAGGAGAAAUUGGAUGCGUCCAAUAUCAAUAUAAAAGAUAAGAAUUUCCAGUCUUCAAGCAAUUUAUCAAAGCAAUUUUUAUGCCAACAAGACAUGAAAAUUGCAAAACCAAAUAUCAGUGAAAUAGAAAGGGGAAACACUAGCUCAAAUAUAAAAAGUAAUAUGUGCAUUACCGAUAGUGACUACGACAGUCAAGGAAAAUCAUCUAUUAACUCGGAAUAUAAUGAAAAUGCUCUUAAUGAUGCUUUAACGGAUGCUCUUUGCUCAAUGGACGAACUGAAAUCGGUUGAGGAAACACCGACAAGUUAUUCACAAAGAACUGGUUUUCCUCCGUGUUCUUACUCACCUGAUACUGUUAGUUCUGUUACAGGAGUGAAGAAAAGCAUACAAAGGCUCAUUGACUAUAGGCGACAUAAAGUAUUCAAUGAUAAUUCAGUAAGGCAGGAUCCACCCGAAAAUCAAAGCCCUAAUUUUAGUAUAGACCAUGAUUUAUUAAAAAAUAGAAAACCCCAGAACAUAAAUUCCUCUGUAAUUAAUUCUAAAGCUGUUAAUUUUCUCAACACUUCUCAUUCGUCCGUAAACAUACCAGUUAAACAACAAAAGGUUGUAAAAAAUAAAUCUACUAACGUUUUUAUGGGUAAUAAUAAUAAUGCAGGAAAUGUUACUAGUGAAAUGAAAACAUUAAAUCUAUCCUGUCAAAUGGAUAACGAUAGGUCACAUCUCUCAGCCAGUGAGAAAUUAAUAAAGAAAGGAAUACCCAAAAUUUUGAAAUCUAAACAACCACCACAAGUAAGAAAACACGCUGUAAACAAGCUUUCUGAAUCUCCGAGUCAAAAGCAGUACCAAGAAUUUCUAUUACAGAGAAAAUAUGAUGAUAUGCAAGACCAAGUACAUCCAGCUGAGUCAAAAGGGCAAUUACAAUUUCAGGAAUUCCUUAAGAAGCAAUAUCUACAAUCUACUGAGCUGCCUGUACCACCAUCCAGAACACAAGAUCUUCCAAGACAACUACCUUCUCAAAUUAACACAACUGUAACACCUAGUCAAAAACAAUUUCAUAGUUUCUUAAAAAAUUUACAAGUGACUAUAAAUGCUGGAACCACCAACAAUGUGCAAGAUUCAAAAUCCUUACCAACGCAUGACAAGACUACCACUAAAAAAUUAAUUCAAAACAAAAAAGUUGACAACGCAGGUAACACUUAUGCACGACUAAGUUACAUGCAUAAGAAUAAACACUAUGAAAGUAAGGUCAAAUCAGCAAAUAAUCCUGUAAUCCAAAAUAAACCUCUGGUAAAUGUUACGACUGACCAAAUUCGACACAUAAGGGAUAUUGAUGUUGAAAAAGUUUCUCACUUGCAAGCUACAGGGGAAAUUGUAUUAGCGAAAAUUGAUAAACCCGAAAGCAAAAUAUGUGCAGUUGAAAAGACUAAAGUUCUAGUGCAGAAUAUAGAAAAUAUUAGUGGAUAUGCUUUAAAUAACCCAGUUUUAUCAAAUAUGUUGUCGUCAGAUAAAAAGAUAAUGGACUUUACAGAACCAGGGAAAAAUGAUAUUAAAUUUAUAAGACAAUCUAGUAAUAAACCUAAAAAUUCUACAUCACUUCUAUCUGAGAAAGAUCAACUUGAUCUACUGUCGUUACUAAGGCAACAGAAUAAGCUGAACCCACCUAAGAUGCCAGUUAAGACUGAAUUUCUGAAUAAACCAAGUGGUAUGUUAAUAAAUAGCACUUCCUACUGCGUUAACUCUGAAAGGCAGGUGUUAGAUCUUCGAAACAAACCAAUAUUAGUAGAAGAAGCGAAGUCAACGUCCUGUCCAACGUCUGUAAUAAAAGUUGCAAAUAAUAAGUCAUUAAAUAACGGAUCUGAACCAAAAAAGAAUCGAGUUAAAAGUUCUAAACAAAAAGUAAAGAUUGAAUCAGAUUGGAAAAGCGUGAUGAAUGAUAUCUUGGCACAUAAAACUCCAAGUAUGAUAGGGCCAAAUGCUCUCGAUAUUGUACUUAAAAAAGAUUCAUUUGAAAAAAGGUCUUCUGAAAGCUUAAAUAGCGCGAAUAAUAGAACAGUUAUUACCAGUUCUAAAAAUCCAAACAAUGUCACCAAUAAUGAUAUUGCAAAGCAUUGUACUCCGAAUACUCAUAUUAAAGCUUCAACGAGCAGAGACAGUUCGAUUAUUUUAAAACCACACACACAUUCAGCGGAUUUGAAAGUAAAUCAGAAUAAAGUACAAUUUACCAAUAAAAUCGGCACCGUUGAAAACGUAAAAAAGGGGCCAUUACAUAUCGAAAAUGAGCAUUUUACAAGUGUAAUCCAAAAUAGUAACGACCCAUUUAUAUCAGGCAUACCCAAUUCUGACUAUGAUUUAUUAGAAGAAUUAAUGGAUGAUGACUUACGCCAGGAAAUUGGAGAGCUAUCGUCGGAUGAAGAAACCUAUCGUACACCCAAUUUAAGUACUUCUAAAAUAAAAAAUAACCAUCAUGCAAAAGAAUGUAAUCUACCGAUUAAUAAAGCAAAUGUGGUAGCUGCUGCUAACCCUUUUAACUAUAGUUCAAUAUCUAGCUCUGAUUCAGUCAGGAAAUCUUGUAAUACGAAUUAUCCCAUGCUCAAAAAAGAUUUAUGUUUGAAAAAUAACAGUCUUCCAAAAACAAUUAUUCAGAAGAAUUCGGACUCCAAAGAAGUCAAUUUAAAGCCGCAGAUAAUUUCUAAUGAACUAAUAACCAGCUCAACGUUUGCUGAAAAAUCAUAUCGUAGCGGAAAAUUGUGUAAAAAUGCUUCCAAUAAGAUCCUGGAAGCAGUUGCGCCUAACAAUAAAUUGUGUAAAGAUGAAGUUUCUCACGUUAAGAAAAAUCCUCUUAUGACAACGUCCAAAACGAAAAACCAGCAUUCAAAUAAAAUGUCUGUUAAUAUUUGUUGUGAUUCUAAACCACCAAAGACAGUGGAUAAUACCAAAAUGCUUAUAAAUGAUGUUCCUGAAGCUCACAAAAGUCAAAAUCCUGCACAAGUAUUACUAACUCUACCCCAAAGAAAUACACAACCACAGAAUGUAAUGCUUAUUGGUAGUACUGAUUUAAUUUAUGAUCCAUUUACUAUGAUACACAUAACUCAGUCAACAGACUUGAACAGGAAUACUUACGUUGCUGUUAAUCAAGCGCCAAUGAACGUAGCUUUAUUGCAAUCGACGCCAUUUGUUGGUCCCGUUUUGAGCCCCGUGAUUAUUGAAAAUACUGUAACGUUGCCAGUUAUUCAGAAAGUUACACCAAACAUUUCCAUGAAUUUAACAUCACCCAACUCUAAGAAACAUGAAACUGGCCCAGUUUGUAAAGAUUAUCAGCAGUUAAACAUAAUAAAGACUGAAUCUAUUCAAUCAAAAACAUCAAAUGCAGUACAUGAAACAAUUUGUCCGUCAAAUAAAGAUGAUUUUGAAGAAUUAAAAUGCAAAGCUACCGUCAGUAGAUUGUCAGCAGUAGAUUCUAAUAUGGCGACUUCAACACCGACUGUUAUAAGUAAUAGAAUAGCAGAAGAUUUGGUACAACAUAAUUCAUCAAUUUCGAACAUGAUACCUGAAGUUACUGAGUCAUUUUAUAAAAAGUUAAGUAAGCAAAGUCACCCAGAAAUAAUUCAGGAUCUUCAUUUAGAUACAAAGUCUGCUAGUCAAGUCCAAGAAGAUAUAAAAGAUCUCGUAUAUGAAAGCACUGAUACAAAUACAUUUAAAUGUAAAACGGUACCUCUUGACAACAAAACUGAUGUCAUAAUAGACCAAGACAGAAUAAAAAGGAAACGUUUGUUAAUAUUAAAUAAAUUAGAAAACCUUAAGAAUAGUACUCAAAAGAAACCCAUUGCUCUACCUUAUGCUCCAAUUAAAUCGUCUAAGGAAUACGACAAAAACCAAGAACAGAUAUUAACAAAUGAGAAGAAAAGUAAACUUGAUAUUAGAAUAGGGCGAAAGAUAUCAAGUAAAGUAGACUCGUACCAGAAACAAAGCCUUCCUGUAAAAGUAGAUCGAGCUAAUCGUAGUUCUGCGAGACUUACAGCUCUUAGGGGCGUACCGGUCACUUUUAAAGAUGAUGGUAUACAAAAUUCUGUAGAAAAGAAAUGUUUGACCAGGAAUAUAAAUGAACCUAAUAUAUCGAAGAAUUUAAGCAAUUCCAAAUCAGAUAAUUCUUACACUGUAAAAAUCAAAGCUGCACAUUAUACAGGAAAUGUCGAAUUUGUAAAACCAAACAAUGAAAUUAAUCAAAGUCAUAAAGAGAAACCAAUUUUCAAGGAAAAUAUUGAAGAGAAAAUCAAAAGUGCUAAUAAUUUAAAUUUGGUUCAUAAUGAUAAACUUAUUGUGAAAGCUAGUGAAAAUGACAUACAAAUGAAAUCCGUAGAAACCCAAACUAUUGGUGGAGUAAAAAAGUCUUGUCAAAAAAGAGAUAAUAGUAUUUGUAAAGAAAAUAACAGUAGAUCCGAAUUGCUAACCCGUGAAUGUAUAUCUAGUGAAAGUGGUAAAGAAGUACUAAUUAGCGGUGGUACCAAAAUAAAUAAUAAAUGUACACAGCGAGAGCUAGCAGUCCACGAAAAUAAAGACGUUACUCCGAAAAUUACGCCACAAAAUGAAAUAAAGGUUUACAAAGAAGUUAUAAAGAAAACGGUAUCAAAUAACAACUCCAGCACAGAAAAAGUUCUAGCAGAUUCUGUACACAUAAAGUGUGUUGAUAUAGAAGAACAACUUAAACCGAUUAGGAUUAAAAGCACAAUUAAGAAAUUAACUGAAUUGUGUAAAGAUAAUAUUGCUAUGGUUGGUGACAAUAAAACGAAGCACGAUCAAAAAACUUGUCCGCUAAUACCUCCGGUUAUGAUUAAAAGUACGAUUAAAAAAUCUGAUGAACUUGGUAAACAUAAAAAUAUUUCUUUGGUAAGUGACAUUAAUGCGAUGCGUGAUGAAAAAGCUAUGCCGCUUAUAUCUCCGGUUUUAAUUGAAAAAUCGGAUGGAUUUUGUAAAUCUAAUAUUCCUUUGGUUGGUGACGAUAGUACAACGCAUGAUAAAAAAGCUUCUCCGCUAAUAUCUCCGGCUAUGAUUACAAGCACUAUUAAAAAACCAGAUGAGUUCUGUAUAGAUAACAUUUCUGUGGUGGGUGACGAAAAUACGACGCAUGUUCAAAAAAUAUCUCAAAGCAGUGCAAUAAAAAAACCAGAUGAGUUGUCCGCGGCUAAGAAUAUUAGUUUGUUUGAAAAAACCGUAAGGUCACAUGAAAAUAAGGUGCAGUGUCCAAUUUCCCAGAAUAUUAGUGUAAAAGAUGCGAAUAAUGAUUUGAUCAAAUCGACAGUGCAACUAAAACCAACUGUUACAAGUAACAUUCCAAAAACAGUUAAGGAAAUUCUUGGCACUGAUAAACUGAAUGGAAAUACAGGGAUACAAAGAGAACGAGCAAAUAAAAGCAAUAGUACGAUGAAAAAUGUUAAUAACACUCAACCAGAAAUUUCGCAACACAGAAAAGUGUUCAAAGAUGUACACAAUAACGGAGGUUCUCAAAAUUUGGAAAAUGGACCAUGUAAAUCGAAGAGUUUUGACUUACCGGAUGCUAAAAUAAUGUAUGAGGAUUUACCGAAUUCAAGUAAUGGUCCACAAAAAAAAUGUGUUCGUAUUAAACUUCCAAAUGGUAAUACUUUUAAAGCAACGAUCUCUGGAAAGUUAAACGUCAAUAUCGAUUCUAUAUUUGAUGAUCCAACCGUCAAAUCUUUGUUGUGGAAAAAUAUCAAUAAUAACACGAAGUGCACAUUAAAUAUAAAACAAGUGCCUAUACAAAAUAAAAAAGACGGGUCGAUUUUGAGAACUGAAGUCAAGGACAUAUUUUUUCCAACAUCAACAGAAACUAUCAACUUAAUUAGCGACGAUGAAGAAGAUACCAGCCCUCGAAACUUUAAGACAGAAUUUGGUACUUUCAACAUUACAUCAAUGGAUCCAAGUGUACAUGUGAAACAUCAAAAAAAGUUAGCUCAGAAGUCUUUUGUGCUUUUAGAAAGAUGUGAUGCUCUGCAAGAAGCUGUUCCAAUAGGUCAAGCAAAUAUUAACUCAAAUGAGCCAGAUAAAAUUAAUAUGCCAACUGAAAAACUAGUAUCAACUUCUAAAGAAACUGUUGCAGAUUAUAUAGAAAUAGAUGAUUCGUCAAAUGAUAGUAUCUCAGUAAUAUCUUCGACGACAAAUUCAAAUACAAAUAAUAACACGACUCUUUGUAGUGAUAAAGUUCACGAGCUAAAAAAUUUACUACUAAAAGAUCUUGGUGUAGAACUUACCAACGAUAAGAUCCAAGAAGUUACGCCUAAUAUAACAAAAGGAAUCACGAAAAAUGUGGGAGAAAUUAAAAAUGCCAAUGACAUUCAAAUAGAAUCGCUAACUGUAUUUAAUGAAAUAAAGAAAAAUAUUGAAGUUAAUAUUACCUCUGAUAUUCAAUUAGAAACGCUAAAUAUAAUUAGUGACAGUCAUAAAACUAUUGAAACAGUUAGUGAAAGCACUGACCUUCAAAAAGAAAGGAUUAAUAUUACAAAUGAAAUCAUAAAUAUUGAAGAUGAUAAUGUGACAGAAGAUAAUACAAUAGAAGGUAAUAUGACAGAGGAUAAAGAAGAUAUAUCAGUUCGGCACAUAGAAAAUAAUACGAAACAAUUAAUUUUAAAGUUAAAGAAAUGUGACGACCUCGUUGAAAAAUUGAGGAUUAAAAAACAAAAAUGUUUUGUCAGUUUAAUAAGAUGCGACGACACUUCAAAAGUUAUUGAAAAGAAAAAAGACUUAUGUACUUAUAAUAAAGGCAUUGAAGAUGCACUAGAUGACGUUUUAUGCUUACGAGAUGAGAUAACUGAAACAACAUUAAAACGAAGUAACUCUGAAUCAAUUUUAAAUGAUUUAGAUAAUACUGUUACUAUUGUUGAUCUUUCAUCAUCAACACAUAAUGAAGAAUCCUCUGCUCCAAUGUCGCCAUCACUGAUUGACAACUUUGAAACUCCUUUAAUCCUAACCGAAAAUCGUAUAAAAGAUUCUGAUGUUUUAUACGGAUUAUCCACUAAAAUAUGUGAUGCUGAUUGGGGCAUGACCAAACCGUUCUUAAAUAAAUAUAACAGUUUUGAUAAUAAUGACCAAGUGUUGUUAGAAAGAUUCGAGGUAUAUGAAAAAGAUGAAGAUAGUUUAACAGAUUGUGACAGCGACCACGAGUCUAGUUUAUCAAUGGGUGAAAGAUUUCAAGUGCCUAGUCUUGUCAAACUUGUCAUCAAUUUAUUUUCGAGCGAUUUCAAUAUAUUGGAAAGACUUAUGAGUAAAAAUUUAACAUCAAAAUAUGUAAAAACUAUGAAUUCUUCACCUUUAAAAAGAAAAGCUUAUGACACGAUAGAAAUGAGACAACAAAAUAAACAUUGCAAAAUUGAAAAUAAUUUAGAUUAUGAAUAUGGGUGCAGAUCAAUGCAAAAUAGUAACAACACAGAAAUUAAUAACUCGAUGAUGCAUAUCUCUGAAAAUGUUACAAUAUCACAUUGUUCUUUAACGCACGAAAAGCAAAGUGAUAUUGAUAGUGAAAUGAAAGAAUCCAGAAAUCAACCAAGUGAAGUAAAAGAUGACCUACAAAACAACGUGCAGGUUCAACAAGUUGCUUCCUUAUUGCGGAUAGCAAUGAAAAGUUUUCAAGUUAACUGUGAAAAUGAAGAUAUCGCCCGUAAAUCCAAGCAUAUAAUACAAACCCCAUCAACUUUGAACGAAGAUUUUUGUUUAAAUAAAGCCUUUGAAAAUAGUUCAAGAAGUGCUAUGGAUUUAAAAGUAAGCAAUGUACGGGAUGAAUGUAAUGUAGGAAGUGAUAAACCUGUAUCGGAAGGCAUAGGAUCUUUAAAACUAAUAGAAACAUGCUCUUUGCGUAUAUCAGAAGAUUCAAGACAUAUUGGAAUUAAUGAAAAAACUAGUUAUAUAGAAGAAGAUAGCACAAAAAAUAUCGAUAUUAGUACAAAUCAACAAAAUAACGAUUUAGUACCCAUAACUCCGUUAAAUGAUGGUAUCAUCAUUCACGCUACGUGUGAUAUCGAUGACAAAAACAAUAUUAAACCUUGCUUGAUUAUAACAAAUGCUCAACCCCUGUCACAGUCAAAAAUUGAAUUGGAAACUACAGGAAAAAUGUUUGAAAAUGACCUUAUGAUGGUCUCGGAAGUCAAAGAAAAUGACUGUUAUAAAAAUACUGAAAGUUCACCCCAAACAAAAGAUGAACACGAUUUCUUACAUAAUACGGUAACGCAAGCAUAUGAAACGAGAACAGAUAUAGCAAACGUAUCAAAAAAUGAACAAAAAAUUUACGAUGAAGUUAAUAAAACUAAAGAAUUUAAUGUACAUCACUUGGAUAAUACAGAAUGUUCAAUUUCGGCACUAAUCACAAAAAUUACAGAAACAGGGCCUGCUUUACAAUCCUACGAUAUAAAUGCAACUUCGACAGGACCUAAUCAUAGCCUAGAGAUUGAAAUUAAAACAGCCAAAGAUGAAGCAAUCACUAUGGUCUCUAAAGAAAAUACUGGAACACCUUUAAUAUUGGGCGAACCUAGUUUUAUAAAAAAUAUCACUGGUCAUAGUGAUGACUUAAAAAUAAACCCCGAAGUAAAAUUAGGAAUAGAUCACGCAUUAAAAUUGAUUGAGAAAGAGAAUGUUCACGACGAAGUUAAUGAAACUAAAGAAUGUAAUCCACAUGACUUGAAUAAUACAGAAAUCACAAAAUUAACAGAAAAAGAACCUGCUUUACAAUCAGAAUCAGAUAUCUACGAUGUAAAUGCAACUUCGAGAGAACCAACAAAACCCGAAAUAAAAUUAGGAAUAGAUCACGCAUUGAAAUUGGUUGAGAAAGAGAAAGUUCACGACCAAGUUAAAGGAACUAAAGAAUGUAAUGCACAUGACUUGGAUGAUACAGAUUGUUCAAUUACGGAAAAAAUCACAAAAUUAACAGAAACACGACCUGCUUUACAAUCAGAAUCAGAUGUCUACGAUGUCAAUGCAACUUCGAGAGAACCUAAUUAUAGCCUUGAGAUUGAAACUAAAACACCCGAAGAUGGAGCAAUCACUAUGGUCACUAAAGAAAAUACUGGAAUAUCUUCUAUUUUGGGCGAGCCUAGUUUUGCAAAAAAUUUCACUGGUGAUAGUGAUGAGUGUUAUGACAAUGCAAAACCUUGUUCAUUAUUAACGCUUUCGGACAAAGCUCAUUUAGAUUUACUUUCUUUAAAUAAGCUUACACCAGAUCUCGAGACCCAUGACGCAUUGAAACAGACUGAACAUGGUGACGUAUUUAAUUCUAAUAUAAAAACAGACAAUAUUUACGACUCCGAUGGUAAAAACAGUUCAGAGAUGAUAACAACCGAUGAUACUACACAAGUACAACAACAAAUAAAACUUGACGAAGUUCAAAAUGAUACAGUAUAUUUAAAAUGUAAAGCUAACACUGAAACCCAAGAAAACAAGAAAGAAGAUUUGAUUGUUACAAAUAUACCAACAGCAAAUCAAUUAACAAAAUUAUCUUAUUCAAACUGUAGAACUGAAUUCGAGGAUAAAUCACUUAUUGAUAAUGAAGUAAAACAAAGUGAAAUUUAUUUUGUAGACCAGUACGUUAACUUGAAAAAUGGUACAAAUUUUGCACAGGAUACUAAAUUAAUGGACAAGUUUAAGUACAAUACGAACGCAAUAACAAUAGAUGAAAAUAAAGUCGUUGACGCCAAAAUUUCAGAUAUUGAUACUUGCAGUGGCAAAAGAAAUGAUAAAGAGUCUUCGAACACCUGCGAAUAUACGCUUUUAAAUGACUAUAAAGUGAAAGAAAGCCAAAUUAAAAUGGAAGAUAAAAAUAAGCUUAUCAGUUCUUUGAAAGUAUCAGAAGAGAUGCUGGUAAAUAAUUCUGAAAUAAGAGAUAAUAAUACACACAUGGAUGAAUGGAGUACAUCACAGCAUAAAAUUGACUCUAAAACAUCAAAACUGGCGGAAAACAGCGUUGUUGAUGCCGAAAUUUUAGCUACUAAUAUUUGUAGUGGCAAAGAAAAUGAAAAAUGGUCUUCAGACACCUCCGUAGAUAUGGAUAUAGAUGAUUGUAAAAUUAAAGAAAGCUAUACAUAUGAUGACAACAAAUUGCAUGUACCAAUAAUAUGCCCAGAGAAUAAAUUAAACAUUAAUGGCGGAAUCAUAAAAGAGGAGAAGAACUUUAACAUUGUAAGAGAUGAGACAGUUAGUCUUGAGCCAAAAAAUAAAUUAGACACUGGCGUUAAAAUCGAUAAUAUCAUAAAGAAAGACACGAACUCCGAUGUAAUCGACAAUGAAAUAAAGCCAGAAACGGUUAGCCAUGAAACAAUUUAUAAAUUGAAAGAGAUCGAAGACAAUGUAGUAUCUGAUGCUACUGUUAAAGAAAAAAUAGUGUCCGCUACAAGCGAUAAAUGUUAUUUAGAAAAUAAAUCAAUUUUAACUGAAGCCUUGCCAUUAUUGCAACCAAUAUUCAACAGUCAAGAACGUUUACAAGUUGAUGAUCAAUCUAAACGUGAUGUAAUUUGCUUGACGGAAGAAUCACAAGAUAGAAUAUUAGAUAUAAUUGAACAGAAAGAAAAUAACAAAUAUGUUGAAGUUGACAGAAAGUCUUUAAACCCUCAUAUGAAAUACGAACUACAAGUAGAAGUACAUGUAGAAAGUACGUCAACGUCUUGUGACUUAAAUUCUCCAAUAACCAUGGAAAAGGACGUAAUAAAUUCCUCUGUAAAUUCAAAUCUUAGCUUACGUGACCAUAAUGAAGAUAUAUUUAAAAGUUGUGUUUCAAAAGAAAGUGAAUGCGUUAGUAGUGGAGAAACCACCAAUAAGCUUUCUAAACUAAAACAUAAUUUCAACUGUAGUGUUGUGUUGGAUGUCCUUCAACUUACAACACAUGCCAAAGUUUGUGGCAAUGAUAUUGGAGUUCAGAAAAAUGAAACUGACAGAGAUGGCAUCGUUUAUCAAUCCAAUGAAUUCACGCCACAUGACAUAAACAAUAUAAAUGAAAUUACAGGAAUAGAGAAAAAACCUACACAUACCGAAAAUCUGGUUUCUGUUAAAGAGAAAAUAAUAGAUAAUGAUAUCAGAUAUAGUGACAGUGUAUUUCAGACGGAUCAAGAUAUUAAUGAAAACUCUGAAUGUAUUUAUGUAAAUGACGAGAUCAAUUUAGAAAAGGAGUGCAAUGAAAGUAAAACUGAUGAAGUUAUGCUCGUAUAUAAAGGUGAUUCUAAUAUCAUAUUAAAGGGUUCUAUAUACGAAGAUCCAGUGGUCGGGACCUGUUAUGUGUUCCCCGUAGUAAACAGAACUUCGUUAACUGACGGCAUGAAUUGCAGCAAUGUUUGUGAUAGUAAAACAAUUAAUGUCAUAGAAAGUUUGAAGAGCAAUGUUUUUGAAGAAUGUAGUGAAUACGAUGUCUUGGAAGACGUACAAACGGUUGAAAAUUUAAAUGUGGUAUUACCAAAAUUAACGUAUUCAAGACAAAGGUUUGAAAAUAAUGAUUUCAUUACUACAGGCGAUAAGACAAAUAGAAAAAAUUUAAAACGGAAACUCAGUUGUUAUGAUAGUAAGUUUCAGGCAAAACGAUAUAGAAAAGGAAAAAAUAUUGACUACCCAAAAUUUUCCGUAGCAACUGUACUAGAGUCUGGAUAUAGUAAAGAGUAUAAGCGCCUUUUAGAUUAUUGGACUUCUAUAAAAUUUUCAUAUUCACGACCAUUUCAUAAAGAAGAUUUUGACAUUCCUAAUAUAUUGAACGGCUGGCCUAUCAAAGAGACUAAUAUGAACGUGUCAGAUAAUACAGACUUUGAAAAUAUUCUUUUCUCAGAAGAGCAGUCUGAUAAUAAAGUUCCUUUCGAUCCUUCGCAGCAAACUCUUGCACAAGAAAUAUCUCAAUGUAACGAGCAGCAAUACAUUAGCUAUGAUAUUAAUGAAACUAAUUUUAAUAUGGGUUUUGGUGAGGGGUCCGACAGAGUCAUACAAACAUCGGAAGAUGGAAAUAGUAUUUCAAAAAUUUCGGCUGCGACUCUGUCGGACGUAAAACAAUCUCAGCCGUUUUUAACGUCGAAGCAUUGCGAACAUUGGGGUAAAAAUCAAAUGCUACGGAUGUCUCAUAAACAUCAGAUAGAAAUUCUCAAACGUUCUAUCUCCUACAUUCAACUGAGAGAUAAAGUACGUUCAUUUUUCAAGAAGACAACAGCGGAAUUAAACUACCAUUGGCUUAUGGACACCAUGAAGAGCAAAUAUAAGAAUUCAUAUAAUAAUAGCAUAUUUCUUAAAAGUGGGUUUCCGUCUGAUCUCUUAAAUUCAGAUUUCAUCGAACCGGCUCCGGUUGAAACAAUAGUACAAGUUGUCCAGGUGGGCCAGUUACCUGUAAGUGCGGCAGCGCAAAACCCGGUGACGUGUGAUCCCCGCGUUACUCAGGUGACGGAUGCCAGCCCGCAGUGUUCAAUUGAAAAUAGCCCCCACGAUGACUCACAGUCUCCCAUCAAGACUGAAUAUACGGAGUUAACUACUGCAGAUCUCAGCUUACCGUUAGUCCAAGAAUAUGAUCGACAUAUGGAGUCACAAGAAUCUUCAAAAAUGACCAAUAGUCAUCAUGAAGACAUUCCAGUCGAGACUGAAAUGACGUCAAUAGUUAAAACAGAAAUCACGAUAGAAUUGUCACCACUAAAAGAAGAGCCAAUCGAUUACAACGAUAGCGAUGAUUUACAAUCACUUGUAAACAAACAUAUAAACAACGUUGACUAUUCAUUUGAUUCAAACGACAACAGUAUACUAGAACCGCAGUCAAAUACGGAUGUUUCUUAUGAAUCGUUAGAAAAUAAUGAGACCGACUUCUCACCACAAGAGAAACGACAAAAUGGUUCACCUGAAAAAACUGACCAAAUUGCUCAUGCAAUGAACGCUGCUGGUAUAACAACUACACCAGAUACAAUCAUGAAUACAAGAGCCCAUCCUUUAGUAAACAUUUUAUCUCAAAAAAAUUGUCAAGAGGGACCUGCUGCGUCUACUGCUUCGCCCGCAAAUAACUAUUCAAAGGCCCCUGUAAAUGCGAUGACAUUGCAACAAGCACUUGCACAAAUUUUGCCUCCACCACUAAACCAGACCAAUGUUCAUGAAAACAAUCAAACAAAUACGAGCUCCUCUGUAACUUCACAGGUUUUACAUAUUGUACAAGGCAAAAAUACAAAUGGCAACCAAAUCACCCUAGUAGAUAACUCUCAGAAUUCCGUAAUUAACAACUCUAAUACACCUGUGCUACAUAUAGUACAAAACAAAGGAGCAAGCACUAAUUCAACGUCCAAUGCGAAUUCAGGACAGCAUACAAAUUCUUACAGUGGACUGUCUUUAGUUGACACAGGAAUCCAACAGGGUAGUAAUCAGCUUCUUCAUAUUGUUAACACCGGGAACCAAAAGAAUAACCAGUUACUAAAAAGAGUGAACCUUUUGACGAAUCUUACUAAUGUCCAAGGAUCUAAUGAACAAAAAAUGGUACAAUUCGUUUGUAAAUCUGCAGAUGGAAAAUCUAUCCAUUUAAAUGCCCCACAUCAAAGAAGUAUGGUUUUGAGAUUACAACCAAUUGAAUCUCCAAAUAUUCAAGCCAACCAAAAAGCAGCAGAAUGUCAAGAUAAUACAAGUGCCAGUCCCUCGUCUAACACCAAUAGUAACACAACCACUAAUAAAGAAUCAACUAAUGCACAGCAUGAAAUAAAAUCCCGAUCUGUGUAUGAAGAAAACUAUGCAAAGUUUAUACAAAAUUCUUCCAACAAAUCUGUAGAAAAGUCUACUAGCUUACCAAAAUUUGGUCAAGCUUUUGGAAAACAGGUAUUUCAGGAUGGUAAUCAAAAGGGAAACGACAUAAAUGCGAACAAUUCUAAUCUGUCAUCCAUCAAUUCUAAUUCCGAAAGCUCUGAAUGUCAGCCCAAUGAUAAUUCGGUCAACCUAGAUCAUAUUGGACAAUUAAACAGCCCACCGUUGUUACUGAGAAAAUCACCGUCUCAGCCUGUUCAUUCGCAACCAUCACAGCCAAACUUAGUGCAGCAAAUAAAGCAGACCAUUGCCCCAAUGAACAUACAAACUAUGCACGGGGGUGUCAUUUACACACGGCAAAUACCCGUCAAUAUAGGAGGUGGUCAGACAAUCAACUUGAUAACGGUGCCUAGCACGGAACUCAUAGACGAGGCCAACCAAAAACAAAAAGGCGAUGUUAAGUUCGUCAAUCAAAACGAACUAGACUCGCCAAUCAUAAAAAUUGUGCCGCAGAAUCAAAGCACGCCAAACGCUGAAAGUACGCAUGAUGACACUAAUAACCACACGGGAAUGUCUAACGAGAGUGCGCACACAAACACACCAGCUCAACAUCAACCUGUCUUAACGCAAAUGCGAAUAAAAUUGCCGAUGCUGAGUAAAACUCCUCAAAUGGUAUCCGGCGCCAGGGUGGUACGACCAUCUUUCUUUCAAAUACAGCGCAAUGUCAUCGGCGGUGCCAAUCAACAUGUGUAUCAGCAAUUGGUUCUAACCGCAGCACCGCCGCUCGGCCAACAUACUAUUCGACUGCCACAAGCUCAGGCAAACAGACAAGUUACAAAAACUGCAGAUGGCCAAUCGACUUCCGAACCUCAAAUGAGUUCAUCAACACUCGAACAGCUGCGAGAAUUCGAUAUGGUAUUGGAGCAAGUGAAGGAAAGAAGUACCGUUCAACCCAACUCAAAUACAAAUAACACCUUUACUAAACUGCUGACUCCGACGACGGAAACAAACGAAGGCACAUCCGUGACGUCAACGGUGACUGAGUCUACACAACAAGUGCUGUACUCGAUCGGAUCCAACCAAUCAUUAAACGUAGCAUAUAUCAACAGGAAAACAGUUGCUACGACACCGACUACGUCAACUUUUGUUCGAUCACCCGAUUCCUCUGGGAUCAUAGAUUCACCUUCCUCUUCAUCGCACGUACAAAUUCCUCAUACUGUCACUAGUGAAUCGACAUUAAAUGAAGCGUCAGCGCAGCCGAGCCAACCGAAACCGGCGAAAGUCGGUUCCAAAUCCAAAUCGAGACCAAAAUCAUCUUCGAAUCCGCCAAGCUCAUUGAAAAUAAAUACAUUGCCUCCAAAACCCACUCAAAAACCACUCGAAGACGAACAGACUACUCAACGAAUACUUUAUAUACUAGCGGAAUAUAAAGAGCAAGUGGAAAACUCGCCUGAUAAAGAUAAACCAGCGCCGCGAAGGCGAUCCAAUCCUCCAACAAAUCCAUCAGGGUCCUCGAAACGUAAAAAGAGCUCCAGCGGUUCUAGGCGUCCCGGCGCUCGGGACAUGAGCCCGGUGCACGGCGAAGACACGUGCCGCACCAUGGGUUCCGAGGACAGCAGCUGCGGUACCUCCCAGGGCGACUGCAACGAGAGCUGCCUCGACAGCCAUUCGCCCCAGGACAGUCCACGCAAAGUCGUCAGAAAACUGACCUUCGAGAACGAGACCUCCCCCGUCGCCCAACCGCAGAGACCGCAGCCGCAGCGGAACGUUAUAGUCGCCGACGGUCAAACGAUAACCGUCGCGAGAGGAACGGCCGGGAAGCCUGCCACGGCAGUCUUGAUGCCGGCCAAUUACAUCUUGCCCGUGUCGAUGGUCAAAGGCGGCCAACAAAUUGCUAUAGUGACGAACCGUGGGCCGAAAUUGCUAACAGUCGGUGGCGGCGAGGGUGGUGCUACGAACGCGCUUCUGUUACAACGUCUGAUCGGACCGGCGGGUCUCAAGCCAGUGUUGACGCGGCCCGGAGUUCGCCACGUCCGUUUGCCGACAGCGGCCUUGCACAAUCUUCAAGCUUUUAACUUGACGACUGCGACGGCAGUCCAGCCGCCGGAUAGCACGGCUUCUCCAGCACCAGCGCCUACGCCUCCCGAGCUGAUAGAGACGAGGGCGAACAGUUCCCCGUGGACCGACCGAGAGUCGCAGGAUGUAAAACCCGAGCGAGACUCCAGCCCCGAAGGCUCCGAACCGUGGAAUCUACCAUCCUCGGCUGACCCGCACGACUACACCUACGAAGAAACUGUUCGGACCGACAACAUGGACAGAACUGUGCUUGAAGCGAUCCCCGAUCGAUACAGUCCCGAUAUGGAGGCGCAAAGGAUAUUUGAUAAGAUGUUCGACGUUGAGUCGAAAAAGUCGUACAUCGAUUCGCACGACGAUUCGUCCCGUUGCGCAUACGAUAUUGACGCGUCAGACUGCGACGAUAAGGUGUACCACCAGGUGGUUCAGAAAAAGGAUGGUACGUCGCAACGUCACCACAGACUAACGCACGUAUCGGCGGCAGCUCUGAGGCAUAAGUACGCUAUAUUGGAGCAUGAACUACGGUUGCAGGGUAGUGGCUAUUUCCAGAAAUCUCUAUCCGAGGAGUGCGAGGACCUCGGCGUGGACUCCCCGUCCGCCUCGGAGUUGUUUCCCGAGGCAGAGCUGCUGUUUGCCGCCUCGCCAGCACACGACCCUCCGCAGCAUUCACACACGCCUCAACCAACAAUCCUCAACCAAAGCGGCAUACCACAGCCAGAUAUAGAUGACCAGAUAGCAACAGACGAGUUGCUGCAACCAGACGUCCAUGAGGACCAGCAGGAAUUGGACGUGACCACCCUCGGACUGGAUGAAGGCAUAGUGACUGUGAGCGAAGACGGGAUGCAGGCUACCAUACAAUUGGAUCAGGAAGAGUUUGCCCGCUCCCAUCCCAACACUACCUUCCAUAGUGAGCCUACGGAUGAAGGAGAGGUGCAACCAUUUACAAUAUCAGGGCUGAAAGGUCGUCACAUCACAUCCACAAUAUUCCACGCCGGUCGAGCGCCCGCCACCGUGCUCGUUACAGCGCCCCAGACCACGGUCAUAUCACAGGCCAACCCCGACCAUGCAAUGCCGAAUAACGUCAAAUACGCCAACAUGGACCAAAUCAUCAACUCCUCCCCAGUAACUCACGGAAAUCUCAAUCUCUCAUCAGUGCUGGUCAAAGACGAUGGACUCACAAAAUUCGAUAAUAUAUUGACAGAUUCAAGAGAACUCCACCUCUCCAAUACGGCUUCGGCGAUCGUUCACGCGACGGGAAACGCUACGCAAGUAAUAAGACGAGUCUGCUACGAAGACGAUAAAAGGGACACGAGGUUCCUAAUGGACGAACCGGACGCAAUAAUCGCUGGUGAUGACGCCAAAAUGAUAGCCGAAGACAGUUCCCGAGAUGCGACCUUAGAAUCCAUCGCAGGGGAUGUGGACGAUGACAACUCUUCACCAGAGAGACACGCAGAGUUAUUCUGGGAGUCGAAUUCUGCUUCCGAGCGAUCUGAAAGCAGACGACCCAUGGAUUUUAGUAGCGACAGCGAAAAGUGUUGUAAAAGCCCUUCAUUUGACGAGACGAACUCCACAGAUUCCAGUGGAGUAGGAACCCAUAUGAGACUGGAUUCGGUGAUUAAAAACGCGAGGGGGAUCGAACGGAGCGGCAGUGCGGACGGAUCGUCGGCGGACGAUACGCAUCCACCGCUGCGUACGUACCCCGCGAAACGGAUGUAUCACGCUUUAGACGGAGAAGUGGAACGGAGCAUGUCCGGAAAAACUCGGGCAGGUGAAAGGUCCCCAGAUAGUUUGGAAGUUCGACGGCGGGCUUCGGGCCGCGGGGUCGUGAAACGAGGAUGCCACUGCUGCACUGGCUCCCCGGCUCCCCCGAGGCCGAAAAAGCCCCGACAGAGAAAGCCUGCCAUGGAUUUUACUAAUUAGAAGACGUAUAGUGAUUUUAUGGACUUAUAACGCGUCGCGGCGACUUAGGGUGAUCGCCCACCGCGACUUUUUGCAGCGAUACAGCCAGUAGCGAUGUGUCGCUAGACCGGCUUACCUUUACUCACGAUUCUGGCUAAACGUAAGCUGACACGCAGGCGAUGCAGCUCCGAGCAGGGCAGGGCAGAUUUUUAAUGCAUGAACGUACUUGUUGUACGUUGUAGUGCCUGCACAGAUGUCUGUGCGGCGCGUGCACGUCAACUCAGAAACUAUUCUUUGUACUAACUAGAAAGAUUCUGUGUCAGUUAGGGUGAGAUUUAUAGAGCGCACUUUGUCUUUACUUAGCCUUAAGGUUGCGUUAAAACGAGACAGAUUUAUGUGAGAGAUAUACAUCUGUCUCGUUUUAACUCUGUCUCAAAUCUAAGCAGAUUCAGAAUACGCUCUAUAGGAUCCUACCCUUAGCUGCGUCGCAGCAUAUGCUCGUAGCCCAUGUGUGCUCAACAGGGAUGAUGACUACUAGUCAAAUCAGCGACUUUUUAUCAAAUGUCAAAACGCUCGCUUAGUAAGGGAGCUUGAAUGAAAUUCACAGAUGUGACAUCCUAACAUUCGACGUAAUUUGACGUACUUCUUUAACUAAACCGAUAGUUAAAAUGGUUAGCUAUUAUAAAACUAGCAUAUCUCAUGUGGAUUUUAUCAAUUUUGGAAGACACUAAUUAAUAAUUACUAAGAAAUAAUUUAUUUUUGACGUAUGCAUCAUCCCCUGCCCUGCUCUGCAAAAUCUUUAGUGCUGUGCUACGCCACCAUCUCAGCAUACGCUUAGACGGUAUAUAUAGACGGUGCGUAAAGUCGCAGUGAGUGAUGUCCCUUACGUUCAUGUCGCCGCACCAGACUGACACCGAUCUCUUACUAUGAGGUCUCUCUAGUGUUUAAGUGAUGGUACAUUGUUAAAUCGUUUUGUAUAUAACAAUAAAUAACUUAGCUUCUGUUCGAAAGUAUUUUCUUUUUGUUGAUUUUUAGCUGUAAGUUUAUUGUCCUUUAAUAUCGUCUAUGUUAGGUUUCACAUAACGUCACCGGACAGUUCAAAUCUACAUUUUUUUUCAUUCUACGAAAUACAAGUAGUAUUUAGUAUUCCUUGAUGAUGUAUCUGUGGCUACUUUGUAUAUUUCAGAAGAGUUAAACGCCAUUUCUUAUUUCAAUUACUUGUAUUUCGUGAUUUAAUGGCGAUUUUUUUUUUUUUAGAAGAAGACACUUUGUUUAGUUGUUAGAUUUCGUGUAAUAUAUUCGUAUACAUACUGUAUUAAUAAUAUAUUAAUUGUAUAAAAGUGGGAUUUCAUAGGUUAAGCGCAGGUUAAGCGUUUCCGUUUAGACGAUACAAGCCAUACUCAAAUGUGAAUUUGUCCUAGAUUUAGAUGUAUGGUUAAAUCUAUAUCCCCUCAUAAUAAUGCUAGACUGAUAAAAGAGAGUUUUCCUUAGUGUAUUGCCGUUAGCUACGCCGAUGUUUUAUAUUUUAAUUUUCGAUACUGUGUACUAUAAUUACUAGAUUUAAUUGAAAUGGCAACUUCCAUGGGAACUGCACAAAUCGGACGUCGAACGGACGUCGAGCUUUAAACUUCGGCGGUUUAUUUUUCGAGAUUACGUUUUGAGAAACAAUCGGUGCCAAUGCGCCUUUUCAGUGCUUUUUUAACCGACUUCAAAAAGAGGAGGUUCUUUGCGUUAACGAAGAGCGAUGACGUGUCGCCGUAUAGUAUAGUAGAAUUUAUUAAGUUAGAGUGAUUUUAAAUAUCCAUAUUAAGGGUGUAAAUAACUAUGUCCCCCAAUAUCGUUACGGGGACUCUAGUCACUACGUACGGUUAUAGACUUGUGUAGAGUCGACGCGGUAUUAUCGGGGGCAUCCCCGAUUUUUAAGGCUUUAAGCCGCAAAUAAAUACAGUAUUCUGCCGCUUGUGUAUAUAAACUUAUAGACAUGGGGGGGAUUACCCCCAUUUUUCGAUGACAGAAUUUUCUCGUGGUACUUACGCGUAAUAAAUGUAUAUAAAAAUGUGGGAAGAGUUAGUGAAUUUAGUGAGCUCGAUCGUUCUCAAAACGGUCCUAUGUUAUAGUGAAUUGUAACAAAAUAUGUUUUGUGCGCUCGUAAUCGAGUGGGAUUCGGUAUAAACCAUAGUUCACGAUGUUACUUCAAGUAGUUGUAAGAUAGUGUUGUUAGGUAAAGUUCACACGCGCCUUUAGUCAGUUCUUCCUGUGGUUUUGUGACUACCCCCAUAUUCAUAAAAAAGUUCCGACGACUGAAAGAAGUUUAGAAUAUAUCUGGCGUUUGAUAAGACUGGGCGUAAGUUUCGCUUGUAGGUAUUUUAUUUGGCAAACGCGAGAAUCCAUAUGGGCAAAGAAAUUCGCUAAUUUGAAUGCAUUAACAGAAAAAUCAGGUUUGUCAUAGCGUAUAUGAAAAUUGUAAGUGGAUUUUAGUAAUUUGUCUAAAUAGGUGCAGGACUUGUAGGCUGUAAAUUUGAAUUUGAAAAGAUUGUCGAGGAGUUGUGUGAUGUGUUUGUAUACUAUCCCUAUAUUCUGUCGUUCUGAUGAACCUUGCAACAAAGACUUUCAUGUGUGAAGGUAUAUACAUAUUUUAUAACUCAAAAGGUUUGUGAAGAACCGACUAAAGGCAAACCGAUGCCCAAAUAUUCGGACGCGUGCUCCAUAAAUUUUUUUUGGAAAAUUUUGUGUAUAUUUUUCCCUCGGAAAGGACAAAAAAACUGUUUUUCUGCCGUUUCGUAAAAUUAAGAAUUCGAGUUUUUUAUAUUAUAUUCCCCGUAAGUAUGUUGUUAUUGUUCGAUAUUGUAGAUCGGUUUACCUGCGAUAUUAACUAUCAAACUACAAGUAUUGAGGGUUUGUUUUUGUUAUUUUUCACUUAGAGGUUAAAAUUUAUUAGUUGUAAAUGACUUGAUAAUAUUUAGGUUUCAUUUUUUUUUCUAUUUCACCCAAAAAGUGUUUUUGAGAUUAAUGAUUAUUGUGUAAACAUUACUUUUAAAAGUGCUACAAAAAUGAUCAUUAAAAACUUAUCUAUUAUAUAAUUCUUUUAUUUACAAAAACUUAAAUAGUUGUCAUUUCCAACACGUUAGGCCAAAGUGUUGGAAAAAGUACUCGCAAGAACCUCAAUAAGCUCAACGGUUGAGGAGCCGACUGAAUUCCGAAAGGUCGGCGGUUCAAACCCCACCCGUUGCACUAUUGUCGUACCUACUCCUAACACAGCUUUGCGCUUAGUUGGAUGGGAAAGGGGACUAUUAUCCAUGAUUGGCAUGGCUAAUAAUCUUU